UAAAUCCACUACUACCAUCCUCAGAGCAACCAUCGCUCCAGGGCUCCAAAUGUGAAUAAGCAAGUUGCUCUGCCCCACCUUGUACAUUGAAUAUAUUUUGCUAAAAGCGAUAUUGGAUAAUUUCUCACUGCACACCUGCCAAUCUGUCACGGCACACCGCGGCACAGUGGUUGAAAAACACAGUUUUAGGGUACUUACGGGUCACUCCCUGUGCAUUUUGGGGUAUCUCAGGGUCAAUUCCUAUACAUUUGGGGUAAUUUCCUGUUGAUUUUAGGGGAUUCCAAGCUACUUCCUAUCAAUUAGUUACUCCCUUUUGAUUUUGGGUCACUUUCUGUUGGUUUUGGAAUCAAUUUUUUGUGAAUUAAUUGGCUGCCAUUGAAAGCGCUAGACGUCAAUUCCAAGUUUUUUCUGAAGGAAGGCUACCAGCAUAUACAGAAUAAAAAUUGGCCCGGCUUUCACUCGCUAGCAUGACCCCCAAUUAGCGCUGCCGAGUUAGGGAGGGGGGCUUAGCCACUAGCUUGCUAACUGUCAUAGGCUAUUGUUUAGCCACAAUUGGAUUAGAAUGGACCUUAUUACUAUUCAACUUUCCCACAGUUGCUAGAAACAGAAAUGUUGUUUAAUCCAUCUCCAAGCAACCGGGAGAUUGAUUUUUGAUUGAUUGAUGAUUUCACGACACCUCAUGGGAAACGCAGCGCUGGUUCUCAUGGGCAACCAGGGCCGGCCCAGGCCAUUUUGGGGCCCUAAGGAAAAUAAUGCAAAGGGGCCCAUAUUUUUGGCCCACCAUAUCAUCACAGUGUACUGUGAAACCCAUACAUGCAAUCCAACCCAUCCGUCCAUAUUUUGUAUAUUAAUCAGAUUUUGUUGCACUGCAUACUUCAAACUUCUCACCCCAAAUGAUUGUCAGUACUUACAGUCGAUAGCGCCAAACCUUUUUCUAAAAGAGGAAAGAAAGAAGUUAAGGAAGAACUUUUGUUUUUUUAAAGCUUGUAAUCAAGAAUCAAAAGUCAAAUAAAGCAAACUGUAGUAAACAAAAUAGAAUAUAAAUUAAACAAUUGCCAGAUUGGGGGCCCCCUAGUGGUCAGGGGCCCUAAGCAGCUGCAUAAUCUGUGUAUAGGCUGGGCUGGCCCUGUGGGCAACGCAGUCUUCCUGAAGGAAAAAACACUACCACUUUUGUCCACCGGCGUCGCUAAAAACGACCAAAACUGAAAAGUUACCAAGUUUUUCUUUAAGUGUCCCAAAAAAAGUUUUUCUUUUAAAAAAAAAUACCAAACACCAUACUUGCGCUACAAUGGGUUUAAGGUCUUAUGUGUCAACUUAUGAAUAGGUCUCGAAUGUAGUACCCCACUGUCCCUGAAAAAGUUCAUUAUGGGACAUAAAGCAUUUAUUGUUCACGUCAAGGAUGCAGUCGAGUAUUUUUUUGCGUUUAUGAGAACGAGACAUACCUUAUAUAGAAUAUUGCCUUAAUUAACGACCUGUAUAUUACAUAAACAUUAUUUUUCAAGUUCAAAAUAAAACUUUUGGAACUAUUGCCCUGAUUGUUAUUGCUGUUUACACUUGGGUUAUUAAACUGUUUAUUUACAGUUGUUUAACGUGGAUUCUCCGUUUUGCACUUGUUGGAUAUCCCCUGACUGUUAUCUGUUUAUCUGGGGCUAACAGCCCUUGCUUGACACUCCCUUAAGCUUCUGCGUGGCGGGCUUUCGGCGCAAUAACGCGACACGCGGCUUCCACCUGCCGUCCACAGGCGGAAAGCUGCAGCGGCAGUAGGAAUAUCCGAGAAGAGACGCACCGCCACCACGUUAACUUUCACGCAGCCGCCCACUGCCACCCGUGACCGGCAGCCGCGGCGGACCAAACCGGACUGGACCAUCCGACGCGAGCGGCACACUGGGUAGGUGGGGCGAGUAGCUGCCGCCCUAAGCCGCUUAGAAGCGGCCCAGGCACCCCUACGGGCAGCACCGACACAACCGGGAAGAAUGGACGGCUUCAACAUGGCUGUUGACCGGCGGCGACCGGCUUCGGUUCUGGCGUAACAGAACGAUACUCCGCGUCGAGCAGACCUGCGCGAAGGAAUGUUCACCCUCACCGAAGUCGCCUCUCUGAACGACAUCCAGCCGACUUACCGCAUUCUGAAACCAUGGUGGGACGUCUUCAUGGACUACCUGGGCAUCGUCAUGCUCAUGCUAGCUAUCUUCGCCGGGACCAUGCAGCUGACACGGGACCAGGUGGUCUGCCUGCCCGACCCGGAUUCGCCCCCCCACGAGGUGGCUGCCCUUCCGACGCAGGCGUCUGGAGGGUUGUGGAGUAAGGAGAGCGCCAUGGGAGAGCAAGCGGCGCCCCUGAUGGCGGCCCACGAACAGCAGCCCCCGACGCAGCAGCCUCCGCCCACCGGGAUACGAACCAAGCUGGACUUCCAGCAGUAUGUUUUCGUCAACCAGAUGUGCUACCACGUUGCCCUUCCAUGGUACUCCAAAUACUUCCCCUACUUGGCGCUGAUCCACACCCUGAUUCUGAUGGUGAGUAGCAAUUUCUGGUUCAAGUAUCCACGAACAAGCUCCAAAAUCGAGCACUUCGUGUCCAUCCUGGGCAAAUGUUUCGAGUCUCCGUGGACCACAAAGGCACUGUCCGAGACGGCGUGCGAGGACUCUGAGGAGAACAAGCAGCGCUUGGCGGGGGCUUCCUCCCACCACAAGCACUUCUCCACCAGCAGUGAGGAGGGCAGUCCCAACCAGUCGGCUCCCAUGCUGACCAAUUCCGGCGUCACCUUCUCCGCCGAGAAGCUGGUGAGCGAGGCGCCCUCGAUGACCAUCUUGGACAAAAAGGAUGGGGAACAAGCCAAGGCGCUCUUUGAAAAGGUUCGCAAGUUCCGCGCCCAUGUGGAGGACAGUGACUUGAUUUACCGGCUGUACGCCCUGCAGACGCUCAUCAAGACGGUCAAGUUCAUUCUCAUCCUGUGCUACACCAUGACCUUCGUAGCCUCCAUCGACUUCCACCACGUGUGCGAGCCGGAAAUCAAGCACCUGACGGGAUACAAGAAGUUUCACUGCACGCACAACAUGGCGUUCAUGUUGAAGAAGCUUCUGGUGUGCUACAUUGCCCUCAUCUGCGUCUACGGCGUCAUCUGCAUCUACACGCUCUUCUGGCUCUUCCGCCGUCCCCUCAAGGAGUACUCGUUCGAGAAGGUCCGUGAGGAGAGCAGCUUCAGCGACAUUCCCGACGUGAAGAAUGACUUUGCCUUUCUGCUGCACAUGGUCGACCAGUACGACCAGCUCUAUUCCAAGCGCUUUGGCGUCUUUCUUUCGGAGGUCAGCGAGAACAAACUGCGGGAGAUCAGCCUGAACCACGAGUGGACCUUUGAGAAGCUCCGGCAGCAUGUGACCCGCAAUGUUCAGGAGAAACUGGAGCUGCACCUUUUCAUGCUUUCCGGUGUUCCGGAUGCCGUGUUUGACCUCACCGAUUUAGAGAUCCUCAAGUUGGAGCUUAUACCUGAUGCAAGGAUCACGGCCAAGAUCUCGCAGAUGAUCAACCUACAAGAGCUUCACUUUUACCACUGCCCCGCCAAAGUGGAGCAGACGGCGUUCAUCUUCCUGCGGGACCACUUGCCGUGUCUACAUGUCAAGUUCACAGAUGUAGCAGAGAUCCCCAGCUGGUUGUACUUGUUGAAGAAUUUGCAGGAGCUCUACUUAGUGGGCAACCUCAACUCUGAGAACAACAAAAUGAUCGGGCUGGAGUCUCUGCGGGACCUGCGGCACUUGAAGGUCCUCCAUCUCAAGAGCAAUCUCACCAAGAUCCCCACCAACAUCACCGAUCUGUCACCGCAUCUCGUCAAGCUGGUGGUGCACAACGACGGCACUAAGCUCCUGGUGCUAAACAGCCUGAAGAAGAUGAUGAACCUGUCCGAGCUGGAGCUGCACAACUGCGAACUGGAGCGCAUCCCGCACGCCAUCUUUAGCCUAAACAACCUCCAGGAGCUAGACCUCAAGUCCAACCACAUCCGUACCAUCGAGGAGGUUAUUAGCUUCCAGCACCUGAAGCGGCUGACUUGCCUGAAGCUCUGGCACAACAAGAUCAUCUCCAUCCCGCUGUCCAUCAGCCAUGUCAAGAACCUCGAGUCGCUCUACCUGUCGUACAACAAGCUGGAGUGUCUGCCCAGCUCCCUGUUCAACCUGCUUAAGCUGCGGCAUCUGGACCUGAGCCACAACUCCAUCGGCUCCAUACCGCCAGAGGUGGGCUUCCUGCAAAACCUCCAGUACUUCGCCAUCACCGGCAACAAGCUGGAGGUUGUUCCCAAGCAGCUCUUCAAGUGCACCAAACUGCGGACACUGUGCCUCGGCCACAACAGCAUCACCUCCCUGCCAGAGAGGUUCGGCCAGCUGACGCAGCUGAGCCACCUGGAGCUGAAGAACAACUGCCUAGACCGUCUGCCGGCACAGCUGGGUCAGUGCCCCCUACUACGCCGGGGAUGCCUGGUGGUUGAGGACCACCUCUUUGACUCUCUGCCCUUGGAGGUCAAGGAGAGUAUCAACCAGGAAUCUGGCACUGGGUGCAAGUGUUUAAUGGAGGGGCGGUAGCGUGACCAUGGGUUGUUUUUUUUCAUGGGACUUCACCGCGGACUUCACUGGUCCCUUUCACAUCGAGUAGCGCUGGUUCUUGGGAAGGUUCUCUAGACGGGAAUGCCACCAGGUGUUGAGGGAUCGGUGGAGGGUAAGAACAACCUUGUGGGGGGUGCCGCUACUUUAGUACUGCAUUGUAGCAAUACUGUAUUCUUAGACCACUUGUCCCGUCCCUAACAUUUCACCCCCAUUUUACGCAAAGAAGCUAGCAAAAACAUAGUCGCACCAGCUUGGUAUAAAAGGGGUAAGAGUGAGUUUCACUGUGAAAGUGCGUUAGCAUCGGGAAAAUGUGUUUAACCAUUAUAGGGCAAGUGGCUAUUUAUGGUAAUUAACCCUUUCAUGCACUAAUUAAGACUUUUCUUUAACCCAUAGAAGACACGUAUUUAACUCUUUAAGUGCCAAAGUUGCAAAAUUGCAACAAGUACCAUUGCUGACUUUUAACAAGCCAGAACUGCAAAUACAGUUACUACUUGUUACUACUUUGGUUUGGCUUGUUAGUCAGCAGUGUUGCUUGUUGCAAUUUUGCAUAUUUGGCACUUAAAAAGGUACCUCACUGGCUCACAUGUCCAAUCCAUUCGUUCAUUGGACGUGCACCGUCAAUGGCACUAGAAGAUUUGCAUUCACGACCAUUUUUAAUGAAUUGGUCGUCUUUUACCGUCAAUGGCAUGCAAUGAGUCGAGUAUUUUGGAAAAAAACUUUAGAACGUUACGUGGCCAUUAGCCAUGAGUGUUUUUCUGUUUUUAUUAUUAUUAUUAAUUACAUUCAUUUAGCUUUUACUAACAAAGUAUUUUUUAAAAAAUUUUUUAUAAUUGCUGUAAUUUUUCAGACUAUAAGUUACACCUGAGUAAAAGACGUACCAGCCAAAAAAUGCGCAAUGAAGUCGGAAAAAAAACAUACAUAAGUCGCACCGGAGUAUAGAUCGCAUGAAUCUGCAGGAUGUGAUUUUAUUUUUGAUGCCAUUUUCUUCAGUCCUUCUCAGUUGUAUUUAUAAGUUACCGGCAAUUUUGAAACACAGGCCGUGAGCGCCCUCUUGCAGUUUAGUGUGAAAAUAACAUGUGAAAUGAUAUAUAGGUAGGCCCCGGGUUACGACUUUAUUAUGACUCCUCUCGUCCGCCAUUUUGUCUUAAAUUUUUCUUUAAGUCGCAUAAACAGUACUAGGGCUGCAGCUAUCCGUUAUCUUAAUAGUCGAUUAAUCAAUGAAUUAGUUAGUUCCAAUAAUCGAGUAAUCGGAUAAGGAACAUUAAAAAUUAAAAUACCUGAGCUGAGCCUCAAAUGGUAUAAAAGAUAAAUAAAUAAGGAUUUAUGUACAACUAAAAAACAAUGGCUAACUUACAUAGCGAAAGUCCGCUAAUUAAAAUGCUAUAAAACACAAACUUUUUAUUUAAAUUUUUUUUUUUUUUUUUUUUUUUUUACAAUGCUCCUAAUAAAUGGUUCGGACACAUAUUGCCACAAAAAAAAAAAGGGGGCGAAAUAUAUCAAUAAACUAAAAUUACGAAUGCAAAAAAAAUUUUUUUUAAAUUGCUCAAACAAAAACUUGGCUUAUGUUGGUCUUCACAUGGAGCAGAUCAAUUUUUCCAUGUGAAAUGAGGCAGACUAGAGGGCAGUGUAUCCACCCAAAUCAAUGAAACUAAAUGCAAACACUUUCGAAAUAAACCAUUACAACGCCACUUUAACGAAAGGAAUACUCGAAGCAGCAAAAUUGAAUUCAAAUCUUUUUUUCUAAUCGAAUACUCAAGUUAAUCGAUUAAUCGUUGCAGCACUAAACAGUAUGUUAUUGUACCUUACAGUAUCUUGUUUUUUGUUGUUGUUUUUUUAUUUAUUAACAUGACUUGUUCUCUCCGCACUUUUGACAAUUUGUAAAGCUGUACCACACAUAUGUAAACAUCUGUUCAAAACGACACGCAUUUUAACAAUAAAGCACACGACACAAAACGAUUGGUGUUCAAACGUCCAUCUAGUCUGAUCAAUAUUCAAAUUUAGAUUAAAUUAGCCUAAUUUGCCUCACAAAAGUCCGCUAGGUUAAAUGGUACAAAUGCUAACGUAUUUACAAUUCUCAUAGCAAAUCACUCACACCUAACUCCACAAAAAAUGCAUACUAGCAUAUUAGCUGAAGUAACUUACAGCCUUAUGUGGGCCAAACCCGAGUGCAGCUGUCUUUUAUCCAUGUGAGAUGUCUGAGUGCUCCUGUAUGGAAGCAACUGAAGUAACUGAACGACAGUCCAGUCAGACCUAGUGCUGCCACCAAAGGGCAGUGUAUCCUCCACCAUUAAAAGAAGUUUAACACUUUUAGACUUUAUGGAUAGUUAUUUUGAAUUUUUAAAGGGUUAAUUCCGACGUCGCUAGCCUAGAAUGAGAAUGGCAAAGUAACCCAAAUUUCUGCAUCAGAAUUAACCCUUUCAGUACCCCUGACUCUCUUUCCAAAAAGUCCAAACGUAAUGUAUUUUGUUUAAUGAUGAAGAAUACACUGCCCUCAGGUGGCAGCGUUGGGUCUGGCUGAACUUGUCCGACAUGGAUAAAGCACAGCUGCGCUCUGAUUUGGCCCACAUAAGGCUUUAAGUUGUUUCAGCUAAUAUGUUUCUGUAUGCAUUUGUAAUUAAGUUUACAGCUACAGUUUGUGAAGUUAUGUGUGAGCAAUUUACUAUGAGAAUUGUAAAUCCAUUAGCAUUUGUAGCAUUUAAGCUAGCGGACUUAUGUUAGGCAAAUUAGGCUAAAUUAAUCUACUAAAUUUACACAUUGAUCAGACUAAAACCAUCAGUUUUUUGUUUUUAAGUAGAGAUAUACCGAUUAUCGGCGCCGAUAUUUGAAAUUUUACGUAUGACUGUAUAUAGUUAUUUUGAAAAUUUAAUGGGUUAAUUCCGAUUUACGCGGAAAUUUGCGUUACGUCGCCACGAAGCCCGGGGACUAUCUGUAAUAAUGUGUUAAUUAUUUCACAUAUGAGUCACUCCAGAGUAUGAAUCGCACCCCAGACCAAAUUAUGAAAAAAAAAACUGACUUAUAGUCAGAAAAAUACGUUAAAUGAUCAUUUAAAAAAUAAUAUAAUACUCGCUAUAUAUAUAUAUAUAUUUUUAAAUGACCAAAAAAGUCACUUGCUCUAUAAGGGGUUAAAAUGUCAAAUUUUGACCAGCUGUCCACAGCAGUCAUUACUGUCCCUGAAAGGGUUAAAAUAAUAAUGAACCCAUAAAGACCUGGCGUGCACAUACAGUGUUAUGAAAAAGUAUUGGAACCUUUUGGAAUUUCUCACAUUUCUGCAUAAAAUUACCAUCAAAUGUGAUCUGAUCUUUGUCAAAAUCACACAGAUAAAAAAACAAUCUGCUUGAACUAAAACCACCCAAACAUUUAUAGGUUUUCAUAUUUUAAUAAGGAUAGUAUGCAAACAAUGACAGAAGGGGGUGUGGGGGGGGGAUAAGUAAGUGAACUAUCACAUCUAAUAUUUUGUGGGUUCGAUUCUCUCCCCUGAUGAACUGGCCUAAGUAUCCUUAAGCAAGAUACUGAACCCCACAUUGCUCCUAGUGCUGCGUCACCAGUAGGAUGGCGAUGUAGUGUAAAGCGCUUUGAGCGCCUUGAAAGGUGGAAAAUUGCUAUACAAGUAUAACACCAUUUACCAUCAGUCCAAAACAAAACUUCUGUGGAGUGUCCAAGUGCCUUUUUGCGAACAUUAAACGAGCAGCAAUGUUUUUUUUAUGUCAGCAGUGGCUUCCUCUGUGAAGUCCUCCCAUGAACACCUUUCUUGACCAUAGUUUUACAUAUAUGUGAUGUCUGUACAUAGAUAUUGAACUGUGCCAGUGAUUUCUGUAAGUCUUUAGCAGACACUCUUGGGAUCUUUUUUUUUACCUCGCUGAGUAUUCUGCGCUGAAUGUUUGGCGUCCUCUUUGGUGGACCGCCACUCCUUGGAAGAGAAGCAACAGUGCUAAACUCUUCAUUUGUAGACAAUUUCUGUGACUGUUGAUUGAUGAACAUCCAAACUUUUAGAAAUGGUUUUGUAUCCUUUCCCAGCUUUAUACAAAUCAACAAUGCUUGAUCGCAGGUCUUCAGACAGCUCUUGUGACCAAGCCAUGAUGCACAUCAGACAAUGCUUCUCAAGACAAUUCGUACCAGGUGUGUGUUUUAUAGUGGGCAGGGGAGCUUAAAACCACUCAUCAGUGAUUGGACACACACCUGACUUAAAUUGUUUGGUAAAAAUUGGUUUCAAUUGCUCUAUAAGUCUCCUUAGGCAGAGGGUUCACUUAUUUUCCACCUUCUGUCAUUGUUUGCAUGCUAUCCUUAUUAGAAUAUAAAAACCUAUAAAUGUUUGGGAUGUUUUAGUGAACUCAGACACUGUUUUUUCAUCUGUGUGAUUUUGACAAAGAUCAGAUCACAUUUGAUGGUGAUUUUAUGCAAAAGUGUGGGAAAUUCCAAAAGGUUCAGAUACGUCUUCAUACUACUGUACAUGGACAUCACCUUUUGGAUGCCAUAGACCACACCAAUGAUUUCAAUGAGCGUCAUAUUAAGGGUUAACUGAAGGGCUGUUGUGUAUUGGGACAUGUUAUUCUUGCGUAGUAGCAAGCGGAACAAGUGGAACUCUACCGGAAACCUUUUGACACCGAGCUAGAUCGCAACUAGAGACUAGUGCACGUUCUUUUAAAAAAGCAUGGCCAUACUGUAAUGUCUUGUGGGAAAGAUUUUUGCCAUGUCGGCAGCUUGUUGGAAGAGACCAGGGGUGCCUUCGGGUAGGUGGGAACCCCCCGUGGGUAAAAGUACCACUUGAAUACUGGAACAAGAAAUAUAACACCUGCUCUGUGUCAAAGGGGAACGAGUACAGUUACAAAGCAGUAGCACAGGAAAAACAAGUCGAAAACCACUGGGAAAAACUAAACCUCUCCAUCACCAUUUCAUAUUCGUUCUCGUGUUGACAAUUGUAGCAAGUUAGCAACGGCCUCACAAAGAGGGGGCGUCCGGACCACCAAAGUUUCACCAGGUUUGUCGUUAUUCGGACAUUUUAUGUCAAGUUUUGUCAAUAACCUUCUGUGUUUUUCACAAGUAAUUCUGCAAAGCAGGAAUUUGUGGGCGGGAAUUUUAACACAAGCCACAACAUUAGGGACAUUUUAGUCAAAAAUAUUUUUUUUUUACCUUUCUUAAUAUUACCACUUUGUUUUUAUUGUAACAAAACAUAUUCAUACUCGUGAAAUUGCGUUUUUCCUCCCCUAAUAUUGUAAGUUUAUGCCCGUAAUUUUUUCCGAUGUAAGACUUGUACUAUAACACCAUUAUUAUCAUUUUCAACUAAUGUGGCUGUAUUUUUGUACAACAAUUUCCUCAGUGUAAUAACUCAUCAAUUGUCCAAAAGUUAGAUUUUUUUUCAAAUAACAAUUAGUUGAUUGAAAUAUGAAUAUUUUUGUAGAAUUUUGUGACUAUUCUUGUAAUAUUGCUUCUUAAGAGAAGUCUAUUUUUGUAAUAUUUAAACUUAACCAGAUGCCUUCUUUUAAAUUAUUGUAUAUAUUUUUUGUAUAUUUAGGACUUCUAAUAUUUUUACUUAAUUCUAAGAAAACAUUGUAGUCUAUGGAGCCCCUAAAGGGACAUCGACAGAAAAAUUUAAACAAUCUAGUGCGUACCAGAAACUAGCUGGUAAACAUUACCAUUAUAUAGCAUUUAAGCUAGCGGACUUUAGCUAAGCAAGUUACCAAAUUGUUGCAUUUCUGCAAUUGGCUAACUUUCAUUGCAAAAGUCUGCUAGCUUAAAUGCUAUAUAAUGCUAAUGUUUACAACAAUUGGCUAGCUUGCUUAGCAAAAGUAUGCUAUAUUACAUGCUAUAUAAUGCUAAUGAUUAUAAUUAGCAGAAUUUUGCUAUGCAAGUUAGCCAUCUAAAAUGCUAAAUAAUGAUAAUGUUCACAACAAUUGACUAGCUUGCAUAGAUAAAUUCCACUAGCUUAAAUGCUAUAUACUGCUAAUGUUAGUUUACGCCAAUUGGCUAACUUGCAUAGCAAAAGUCCACUAGUUUAAAUGCUACACAAUGCUAAUGAUUACACUUGGCUGACUUGCAUUGCAAAAAUCUGCUAGUUUAAAUGAUAUUUAAUGUUAAUGAUUACGAUCUGCUAUCUUGCAUUUGAAAAGUCCGCUAGCUUAAAUGCUAUUUAAUGCUAAUGUGUACAACACUUGGCUGACUUGCAUUGCAAAAAUCUGCUAGCUUAAAUGAUAUAUAAUGUUAAUGAUUACGAUCUGCUAUCUUUCAUUCGAAAAGUCCGCUAGCUUAAAUGCUAUAUAAUGCUAAUGUCUACAACAAUUGGCUAACUUGCAUAGUAAAAGUAUGCUAGCUUAAAUGCUAUAUGCUAUAUAAUACUAAUGUUUACCAGAUAGUUUCUGGUGCGCACCAGAUUGCUUAAAUGUAUUUUAUUACUGUUGGUGUCCGUUUAAGGGCUCCGUAGUCGCCCAAUACUUGUAAGAGACAUUUUUUCCCAUUACAACUUUAAACUGCAACUAAUGUUUUCUAUACUACUUUUUUUUCCCAAAAACAAAACAGUAUUCUUGUAAAAUUGUAUUUUUCCCAAUGUGGCUGUAUCGUUUGUAUUUUCUCAUCAGAAUUUUGCAAAUUGAGAACUACCUACAGUGGCAUUUAAAAGUUUAGAACACUUUAGUAUGCCCAAAUUUCUAUUUCAGAAUGUAUUCUUGUUAAAUAUUUCAACUUCAUUUUUGUUUUAUACUACCUCUGCCACCCCUAUCAUUUCAACAAUGUCUACUAUACUAGUAGUUUUGAAUGCUUCUUAGCACCUCCGUGAAGUUUGCUCUCUGUCAGAUGCAAAUUUAGAUAAAAACUAUGCCAAUUGUUUGUGGUACAAUUGUGCUGCUAUCAUUUUUGAGAUAUUUACCAUUUUUUUAAUAGGUCAAUCUGAGGUCAACUAAUCCCCAAUUUUGAUUAAAAAUGGCUAAAAAUGAUGUCAAUCGUUUGUGCUGUAUAAUAUUUUGCUAGUGCAGCAACAGUUUUGAAGAUAUUCUGCAUUUAAUUUUAGUUAUGAUGUCACGCAGCCCCCCCCGUUUACUGCUAAAUGGACCCGAAGUGGUGCCAUUCGUUUGUGUUACGUCUAGUUAGUGCUGCUUUCGUUUUACAGAUACUGAGAUAUUCAUUUCGAGCGAUGACAUCACCAGCAGCCCCCGCAUAUACUGCAAAAUUGACCCAAUGUGGUGCCGUUCGUUUGUGCUGUAAAAGUUUAGUUUGUGCUGUCACGGUUUCUCAGUUAUUACAAAUUAUUUCUUUUAGAAAAAGAAGAAAUAAAAUACCACAGGAGUGUUUGUGUUGGUGACGUUAUCACUGCAACAUAAAAACAAAACAUGUAAUAUUGAGUAGGAGUGAAGGUGGGGUGGUAGUUGAACUCUUGAUGACCUAAAUAAAUAACUUGUAAUGGCAGCACAAACUUAGCACAACUGAACGGCACCCCUUCGGGUUCAUUUUGCAGUAAAUGUGGGAUUGCGUGACAUCAUACCUACAAAUUAAAAGCAGAAUAUUUACAAAACCAUUGCAGCACAAAACAAGUUACAGCACGAACGACACAAUUUUUUUAGCCAUGCUUAAUUAAAUUGGGGGGAUGGUUGACCUCAGAUUGACCUAUUGGUGGGGUGGCAUGGCUCAGUGGUAGAGUAGUUGCAAGAUACUGAACCCCACGUAGCUCCUGGUGCUGCGUCACCGGUAGGUAAUGCUGAUGUAGUGUAAAGUGCCUUGAGGGCCUUGAAAGGUGGAAAAGCUCUAUACAAGUAUAACACUAUUUACCAUAUAAAAGAAUUGGAAAUACAGGUAGUCCCCGGGUUACGAAUGAGUUCCGUUCCUACGCUGGAGAUUUAACCCGAAUUUACGCAUUUACACAAGUUGGAAUUAACCCUUUUAAAAAAAUAACUGUCCAAAAGUAUUUUAUUUUGUUUUAAUGAUGGAAGAUACACUGCCCUCUGGUGGCAGCGUUGGGUGUGGCUGGACUGUCGCCUUGGCUUCUAUGAAUGAGUAGGAGACUCGUCUGACAUGGAUAUAGGACAGCUGCCCUCUCGUUUAGCCCACAUGAGGCUGUAAGUUGUUUCAGCUAAUAUACAGUGCCCACCAUAAUUAUUGGCACCCCUGGUUAAGAUGUGUUUUUUAGUUUCUAAUUUUUUUUAUUAUUCAAAUAAUAUGGGACCUUA
Molecule: messenger RNA, 12739 nt
Organism: Corythoichthys intestinalis (scribbled pipefish)
Lineage: Eukaryota; Metazoa; Chordata; Actinopteri; Syngnathiformes; Syngnathidae
Gene: lrrc8db
Product: leucine rich repeat containing 8 VRAC subunit Db
Exons: 2
Coding region: 2070-4568 (832 amino acids)
Molecular function (GO): protein binding
Source: RefSeq, a predicted model, not a curated record